AUGAAAUCUUACGUUGAAGAAAAAGUUGUUUCUUUGUCUCGAAAGUUUUACUAUCAAAAUCAAUCGAAUUUUAUAGAUGAACAUUUGACUAAAUGCUUGAAUAUACUAUUAAAAAAAUAUCCGAAGAUUAAAUUUUCAAUAAUUUCCAACCUUUCAUUAUUAAAUGGAAAUUUAAUUGUUGUAACAGUAGAAUCUUUAAAUCAUGAUUUAUCUUAUUUAGACGAUGCAUCAAAUUUUUUUUAUGAAACAACUAAAGAAUUCACACUUUCUCAUAAUGAUAUUAUUUCAAAUGAUAUAUUAAAUAUGGAAUAUUUUAUUUCAACUUUAUCAGAUGAGAAGUGUGAUGAAGAGUUAAAAAAAAAAAUUUCAAAAUCAUUUCAAGAUAUAUUUUAUAUACUUUCAAUGUAUUCAUUGUCUCAAAUUUUCAUAUCAUUUAAUGGUGGAAAAGAUUGUACACUAGCAUUACACCUUUUUUCACUUUGUUUAAAAUCAAAAUAUCCAACUUUAAGAGAUUCUAUACAGGCAUUUAUUCAUAAAACAUCUGAAGAAUUUACGGAAAUUGAACCAUUUAUAAAUAAAGUUUGUCCAUUAUAUAAUAUCUCAAAACAUGUAUAUUCCCUUUCAAUGAAAGAAUCACUUUCUAAAUUAAAAAAAGAUUUUCCCACAGUUUUUCCAAUAAUUAUGGGAACUAGAUAUAUGGAUCCUGCUGGUAAAUAUAUGAAAUCAAAUAUUUGUGAAACUGACAAUGAUUGGCCAAAAUUAUUACGUGUAUGUCCAAUUUUUGAUUGGAAUUAUCAUGAAGUUUGGAGGGUUAUAAAAACAUUGAAUAUACCAUAUUGUUCACUUUAUGAUGAAGGGUACACCAGUUUAGGUGAAAAAAGAAGUACAAUAAAAAAUGAAGAAUUAGUAAGAAAAGAAAAUGGAAAUAUUAUUGGUUAUUAUCCUGCAUAUAAAUUAAAAAAUUGUGAAUUAGAAAGAGUUAAUAGAAAGAUAAUUUAA
Molecule: messenger RNA, 999 nt
Organism: Strongyloides ratti
Lineage: Eukaryota; Metazoa; Nematoda; Chromadorea; Rhabditida; Strongyloididae
Product: FAD synthase
Exons: 2
Coding region: 1-999 (332 amino acids)
Biological process (GO): FAD biosynthetic process
Molecular function (GO): FMN adenylyltransferase activity
Source: RefSeq, a predicted model, not a curated record